UUGAAGAAAGCAAUACUAGUCUUUCAAGUACAAAAUAAAUAAUUGCGAUAUAACAAUAAUGGAUAAGAAAGUCCAAAGACGCCCUGAAGAAGUGGAGGCCGACAACUAUAUCUACGGCUUUCAGAUGCCAGGCAAGGGCAUCAAGCAGUGUAUAGAAGAAUACGAGGACGGCGAGAAGGUGAAGGUCUACGAAGAGCUGUCCUUAAGGCUGAACUACAGCGGUCCACUCUACUGUGCUGACCUGUUGUCUGGUCUCAUCCAGGACAGAGCCAAGGCCCUGGUGCUGGACGUCGCCGCUGGGACAGGCUGGGUGGGUGAAGAGCUUCACAAGCGAGGCUUCAGGAAAAUUGUAGCACACGACGGUGCUCAGGCUAUGCUGGACAUCUGCAAGGAUAAGAACGUCUACUCGUCCUUCAUCUGUAGUAUCGUUGACGAGGGCUACAAGUUCCCUGUGAAAAACGGUACCUACGACGCCGUAACCAUCAGCGGUGCCGUGUGUGAGAACCAUCUGCCACCAUCUUGUCAGAUAGAGCUGAUCAGGAUCACCAAGCCCGGGGGAUUUAUCAUCAACGCCUACCGUACUACGGUGAUGAACCUGGACUACGGACGGGCUUGGGAGAACGAGGCCAAGAGGCUGGUCAGUGAGAAGAAGUGGACAUUGUACGGCAGGCUGAUGGCCCCUGGCUACUCAAAAAUUGCCGAGGGUUACGUCGACAUUUACCAAGUUAACUAACGAUAGUGUCCCUUGGACGUUUUAAUCAUGGACAUUUUACUCAUGAUCUUUGUGAAUCCAAUGGACAUUUGUUUUCCUUGAAUAAAUAUGAUGCUUCUGAAAGAGUAUCAAACGU
Physella acuta is the source of this 848-nucleotide messenger RNA. Its product is annotated as methyltransferase-like protein 27. Gene Ontology annotation, molecular function: S-adenosylmethionine-dependent methyltransferase activity. NCBI's taxonomy places the organism in Eukaryota, Metazoa, Mollusca, Gastropoda, Physidae. The record is from RefSeq and is a predicted model, not a curated record.